AUGAACACUGUUCGCUCCAUCUUUGGCUUUCAUAGCAGGUCCUCGACUUCGGCGGCAUCUGAACAGACACACGAGGAUAGCACCCAGGCGAAUGCAGAUCAGACCCGUCACACAAACGCCGUCCGCCCCAGCGGCAGCCGUUCUUCGCUGCGAAGUGAACGCCCUCACAGGAACAGCCAACGCACCAGUUCACACCACACAACACAGCCGACCUCCCCCUCAUCCCAUCAUGUCUCACACAGCUCUACUCAACACGAGCCCUCUCGCCGGCACUCAGGUCCAGUGGUGUUCUCCGACUACUCUACGCCUGCGAUUCCGAACAGCUUGUUCUUCGCCUCGGACUUUAUGGUCGGCGCAGGUAUGAUCGUGUUCCAGUCGGAGACCAGGAAGGUUCUGCUCCUGUAUGAGCCAGAGGGCAAGUACUGGUUUUUCCCUAAGGGCAGGAAGGACAUCGGCGAGAGCCUUGAGCAGGCUGCACUGCGGGAGGCGUACGAGGAGUCGGGAUAUCGCGUAGACUUCCUCCCGCUGUUCAUUCCCACCAAUGCGCCAUCUCCACCUGGGGAUAGAAGGAGGGUGUAUCGCCCGUGUACGGAGCCCAUAUAUGUCACUACGAGGAGUUGGGGCCCGAGGCGGCGUAGGCGGCCUACGGGCGCAGGCGACAAUGGCGGCGAGUAUUUCACUUACUGGUAUGUGGGCCAGAUCCCCGCCGAUGCUGUCCACGAGCCCAAUACGGGGAUGCCGGACGAGCUGGGAUACCAAUCGCAUUUGUUGACCUUUGAAGAUGCCGUAGCACGACUGGAACAAUGCGGUUUACGCGAGUUUGCCGUCAUGUUGGUUGUGGCGUGGAAACUCUGGGAAACGACGGAGACCGAGUUGCAGAAGAGAACUGCUGACGAUGGAAACAAUCAUUCUCAGGAUGUAUGAACGGAUGCUCGGAUGUGGGCUUUGAUAUCUCUGUCGGAUGGAUUGUUGCUGAGUUAGUCCCUGCACUGUUCUUGUACAAUAAAUAUACCGCUAGAUGCAUGCCACCUGUAUGACCAGUGUCCAAGGCAUCUCGGCCCACAUGUCGCAUUGGCAACGCAGGC
Molecule: messenger RNA, 1085 nt
Organism: Laetiporus sulphureus 93-53
Lineage: Eukaryota; Fungi; Basidiomycota; Agaricomycetes; Polyporales; Laetiporaceae
Exons: 4
Coding region: 1-924 (307 amino acids)
Biological process (GO): AMP biosynthetic process; ATP biosynthetic process
Molecular function (GO): bis(5'-nucleosyl)-tetraphosphatase (asymmetrical) activity
Source: RefSeq, a predicted model, not a curated record